Messenger RNA from Ilex paraguariensis (yerba mate), 2025 nucleotides. NCBI's taxonomy places the organism in Eukaryota, Viridiplantae, Streptophyta, Magnoliopsida, Aquifoliales, Aquifoliaceae. The record is from the annotation of a GenBank genome assembly.
AUGCAUGCAGCAGCUGUGGUUGAUGAUAAGUUAUACAUUGCCGGUGGAAGUCGUAAUGGUCGGUACAUAUCUGAUGUUAAGGUUUUGGAUCUUGGAAGUUUGGCAUGGUCUGCUGUAAAACUGAAUGUGGAACCAAAUGCUGAUAAGGUGGAAGAUAGUAGCACACGAGAAAAACUUCCGGCUUCAUCUGGUCACAGUAUGAUCAAGUGGGAAAACAAACUUCUUCUCAUUGCUGGCCACUCUAAGAAUGUUUCUGAUAGUGUGACAGUGCGGUUCAUCGAUCUUGAAUCACAUCAGUGUGGUGUUGUAGAGACUUCUGGAAAAGUUCCGGUAGCUCGUGGUGGCCAGUCUGUCACUCUUUUUGGUUCUAAAGUUAUAAUGUUUGGUGGAGAAGACAGGGGAAGACGUUUGCUAAAUGAUGUUCAUGUUCUUGAUCUUGAGACAAUGACUUGGAAUGUCGUGGAGACUACGCAGACGCCUCCAGCUCCAAGAUUUGAUCACACAGCUGCAGUGCAUGCACAACGCUACCUCCUAAUUUUUGGUGGUUGUUCUCAUUCACUAUUUUUCAACGAUCUUCAUGUGUUGGACUUGGAGACGCAUGCAGCAGCUGUGGUUGAUGAUAAGUUAUACAUUGCCGGUGGAAGUCGUAAUGGUCGGUACAUAUCUGAUGUUAAGGUUUUGGAUCUUGGAAGUUUGGCAUGGUCUGCUGUAAAACUGAAUGUGGAACCAAAUGCUGAUAAGGUGGAAGAUAGUAGCACACGAGAAAAACUUCCGGCUUCAUCUGGUCACAGUAUGAUCAAGUGGGAAAACAAACUUCUUCUCAUUGCUGGCCACUCUAAGAAUGUUUCUGAUAGUGUGACAGUGCGGUUCAUCGAUCUUGAAUCACAUCAGUGUGGUGUUGUAGAGACUUCUGGAAAAGUUCCGGUAGCUCGUGGUGGCCAGUCUGUCACUCUUUUUGGUUCUAAAGUUAUAAUGUUUGGUGGAGAAGACAGGGGAAGACGUUUGCUAAAUGAUGUUCAUGUUCUUGAUCUUGAGACAAUGACUUGGAAUGUCGUGGAGACUACGCAGACGCCUCCAGCUCCAAGAUUUGAUCACACAGCUGCAGUGCAUGCACAACGCUACCUCCUAAUUUUUGGUGGUUGUUCUCAUUCACUAUUUUUCAACGAUCUUCAUGUGUUGGACUUGGAGACGAUGGAAUGGUCCCAGCCCGAAAUUAAAGGUGAUUUGGUGACUUCAAGGGCAGGUCAUGCUGGUGUCACCAUUGAUGAAAACUGGUACAUAGUUGGUGGUGGAGAUAAUAAAAGUGGUGCCACAGAAACUCUCAUGUUAAAUAUGUCUAAGCUUGCCUUGUCAGUCUUGACAAGUAUAAAGGGAAGAGAUCCGUUAGCCAGUGAGGGGCUCAGUGUCUGCUCAGCACUUGUGGAGAGCGAGAAUAUUUUGGUUGCCUUUGGUGGCUACAACGGAAAAUAUAAUAAUGAGGUAUUUGUUAUGAGGCCCAAACCAAGGGACUCUGCACAACCCAAGAUUUUUCAAUCACCAGCUGCCGCAGCAGCAGCAGCUUCUGUUACUGCUGCAUAUGCCCUAACCAAAUCUGAAAAGUUGGACUUUACCCACCUAGAAGAUUCAAAUCCUAAGUUAGUCCAAGUUAAUAGCUUCCAGCGGGAUCUUUCAGCUGAAAUCAAUGCAAUUAGAGAGGAGAAAAAGGUGUUGGAAUCAUCACUUGCUGAAGUCAAAUCAGAAAAUUCUGAUCUCAUGGCUAAGAUUGAUGAAACUAAGAAUACUUAUGCUGAAUUGUCCAAGGAACUCCAAUCUGUUCAAGGGCAACUGGUAGCUGAGAGAUCAAGAUGUGCUAAACUGGAGGCACAGAUCUCAGAGCUACAGAAGACGCUGGAGUCAAUGCCGUCCAUAGAGCAAGAGGUUCAAUUACUCCGGAGACAGAAAUCUGCAUUGGAACGUGAUAUGGAGCGUGCUGCACCAGUCCAGAGACAAAGUUCUGGUGGUGUUUGGAGGUGGAUAGGUGGAUAG